UGGAACAGCAUUUCUCUAUAGGCUAUAUACACAAAAUACACAUGGAUCCUUCCGUCAAAGAAUAUCAAGAAAUGUUUAAAAUCGAGAAACGAGGUCAUCAAGAUCUUGAUUUAGGCUUGACCCUUUUCCCACGUGGUACGACUUCAUCAGAGUUCAAUCUCAUCGAUUCUUUUAAAUCCAGCUCAUCGUCGACUUCUCAUCAUCAUCACAAUCAUCAAGAACAUUUGGAAGAUCCGAGAGUGUUCUCAUGCAACUAUUGUCAAAGAAAGUUCUAUAGCUCACAAGCACUAGGCGGUCACCAAAACGCUCAUAAACGCGAACGCACCUUAGCCAAACGCGGGAAGUACUACAAGAUGAGUCUCUCCUCCUCCCAUCCUUCCUCGGUGUUCGCGUUUGGACACGGUUCAGUCAGCAGAUUCGCAAGCAUGGCAUCGUUACCGUUACAUGGCUCGACUAGUAACAGAUCAACGCUAGGGAUUCAGGCUCAUUCAACGAUCCAUAAUCCCCUUUUAGGAAGACAAAGAGCGAGUUUAAGUCAUGUUUUCAAACAGAACCUUCACCAGAGACCGGCCAUCGGAAAGAUGCUGCCAGAGAAAUUUCACCUUGAAGAGGCCAGCAGUAAUAGCAGCAAGUUUACUGCUCUUGCGUUGGAGAGGAUUGGAUAUUUCAAGAACAAGCAAGAAGAUCAUAAUCAGUUUAGCAAGAUUGACUUGACUCUUAAGCUAUAAUCUCUUAUUGUCAUCGUCUUUUAGUCUUUAUUACUGUAACUUUCAAUUAUAUAAAUAUCUCUUGAUGCUUAUCUUUGCUUGAUACAAUGAUUAACUGCAGAAUGUGUAAAGAGUUUC
Molecule: messenger RNA, 845 nt
Organism: Brassica oleracea var. oleracea
Lineage: Eukaryota; Viridiplantae; Streptophyta; Magnoliopsida; Brassicales; Brassicaceae
Product: zinc finger protein 1-like
Exons: 1
Coding region: 42-728 (228 amino acids)
Biological process (GO): negative regulation of abscisic acid-activated signaling pathway
Source: RefSeq, a predicted model, not a curated record